Messenger RNA from Sardina pilchardus (European sardine), 6020 nucleotides. It is a transcript of the gene fam193a, whose product is annotated as family with sequence similarity 193 member A. The record is from RefSeq and is a predicted model, not a curated record. The transcript is spliced from 23 exons. Bases 172 to 5073 code for a protein of 1633 amino acids. NCBI's taxonomy places the organism in Eukaryota, Metazoa, Chordata, Actinopteri, Clupeiformes, Clupeidae.
UAUUGGAAUUUCAACUGUAGUAGCUAGCAGUCUGAUAAUAUUCGGAGGCUCUGUUAUUUUGUCAUCACAACAUUGAUCACCUUUAUUUAUAUCUUCCGAUCUGCAGUCUGGCAUCCAGCCGGAGAACCCCACAUUUUGUAGACGGAAAGCUGUCUCUAAUAUACUUAAAAAAUGAGUCCAACCGACGCAAAACGAGGAGCUAAACGCAGGAAGAACAAGCGGGGCGGUGGCAGCAGUAGCUGCACCAGCACUAUCUGCAGUAUCGCUAGUAAUAUCCAGGCCGGGAGCCCAACUACGGCCCGGACUUCUCUCUCAACAGCCCCAGCCGCCCCUGUCACGAGCUUUUUAACACCGGGAGGCACGGGGAACGGUGAUGUUGGGGGGAUCACAGGUCUAAAUGGAGAGGUUCCCAUGAACGGCACGCCUCAGUUUUCUGUGAACGCAGACUUCUCAGGAGUCCUUCAGUCCCAGACUCCGUUCACCUUCGGCUUGAACCAGAGAGCCCCCUACACGAGCGGCGACCGCUGCCUGCUGUGCCGGAGCGAGAGGAAGGACAGCGCCCUCCUGGACGCCGAGGUGGUGGGGCAGAACGGCAUGUCGCAGCCCCUCAAAGCGCCCAGCUCCCUGCAGCUGCCCCUGUGGGUGUGCCCGGACUGCAGACGCACCGUCGAGAAGGAGGAGCGCCACGCGGCCAUGGAACAGUCACUGGCCAUGAACCAGGACUUCCUGUUGCCGAUGCCAGUGGGUAACGGCGGGCUCGUCCAGGAGCCUGUAGGGGCGGGGAGCCGACUGACGGGCACGGGCGGCGCGCCCCCUCUCCCCGCCCCGGAGCUCAGCGCCCCCCUCCCCCUCGCCACCGACACCGUGUGCAACUGCGAGGCCUGCAACGAGAGGAGAGAAAUCACAGCGGAGUCGGAGCGGGAGUCCCAGCAGCUGCAGAACCACUGGUCGGAGGUGCGCUACCUGGUCCGGUGCAUCUACCGCCAGACCGGCACGCCACUUGCCGACGACCAAGACCAGCCGCUGGACCGAGACAAAGAGAGCAUGAAGGAACUGGUGGACAGGCUGUGUGAGAAGGACCCGUACCAGCUGUACCAGCGGCUGGAGCAGCAGGCGCGCGAGUACGUGCUGGAGAUGAAGGUGCGUCUGCUCAAGCACCUGUCGGCCGGCUCCAAGGUGACGGCGGCGGCGGCGGCGGUCCAGGGCCCUCCGCAGGCCCACCAGUUCAUCUCACUGCUGCUGGAGGAGUACAGCGCCCUCUGUCAGGCCGCCCGCACCAUCAGCAGCUUCCUGCUCACGCUGGAAAACGAGCACCUACAGAAGUUCCAAGUGACAUGGGAGUUGCACAACAAGCACCUUUUUGAGAACCUGGUGUUCUCUGAACCCAUCCUGCACAACAGCUUACCUGCCCUGGUUGCACAGCUCAGGCAGGGCACAACCUCUCACGACUCCUACAGUGAGGACAUGUACCGAAAACUGCUGGAGAGCUACCAGCAGCUGGACCAGGAGAUGAACUUGGUGGCCGUUGAGUGGCUCGAGUGCGAGAAGAGAAUAGAUAACUAUGUCGACGAGCAGUUACUUUCCAAGGUCGAAGGGCAGAACGGUACAAAUCAACGGACUGAACCACACAAGUCGUUAAUUAGCAAAAAUAUGUCCUUAAAGACGAAGCAGCGAAUGCUGAAGGAAGACUGGGAGUUCUUCAAACAGAAGAAGUUCAUCGAGGAGCAGGUAGCCAACAGUCAAAAGUCUGUUGCCGGAGACACUAAUUUCACAGACACAGUGAGGCAGAUGCUGUCUUCCAGACUGAGUUUACCAGACUGUCCAAACUGUAAUUACCGCAGACGGUGCACCUGUGACGACUGCAGUCUCUCGCACAUCCUGACGUGCGGCAUCAUGGACGCCCCCAUGGCCGAGGAGCUGCACCUGAAGCUGCCGGCGCAGGCGGAGCCGCCCAGGGACUACCUGUCCCAGGUGCACCCCCCCAGCAUGUCGUCCGGCAGCUCGGGCUCCGGCUCCGCGUCCAGCUCCCCCAUCACCAUCCAGCAGCACCCCCACCUGCUGCUGCCCCAGGACACGCAGGCCACCUUUGGCAGUGACGACGAUGAAGUGCCUCCUCUGUCGGCGAAGUUUGCGGACAUCUACUCCAUGAGCCCUUACAGCGACCCGGCGGUGGUGGCCGUCAUGAACGGCAUUCACAGUGACCUCAACGGAGCAGGAGAAAACAUGGCGCUCAAGGAAGAGUCUCCACGGGGGAGCAGUAGCAGCAGCAGCUCCUCUGAGGGUGAUGAUGAGGAGGCCGAGGGGGAGAGCACAGGAGAGCCUCCAGGGCAGCAGGGGGAGCACUCGCCAAGAAAGAGCGACAGCCCGCCUCCAUCCUACCCACACACACAGGUGGAGCAGGUGCAGCAUCCCUGCGAGUGUCAUGUGUGCAACCAGGGCAACAUAGAUUCCAGCAGUCUGUUGCCGGGCAACAACAGGCUACAUGCCGCUCAGCAGCAGCAACAGCAGUUCUUCACAGAGAAGACGGCGCCCCACCCCAGCCUCCACCUCUACCCCCAUAUCCACGGCCACCUGCCCUUACACAAUCUGCCCCAUCUACCCCGGCCUCUGCUGCACCCCACCCUCUACCCCAGCCCACCCCUCGCACACAGCAAGACUCUGCCUCCUGCCCCCUCGUCAAACCACACGGGCGGGAGGCCGCAGGUGUUCAGCCCCACCCUGCCCGACCACGUCUACCCCAACUGCUUCAGCGGCGCCGGCGACUGGAACGGCUCGCUGGGCUGCCCCUCGCUCAAGUUCGAGAACCUGUGGGACGCCCACAUGAUGAAGAACUGGAACUCCACUGUGCUGCUCCCCGAGCCCCUCUCCGGUGACAUGCUGGCUCCUCCGUUGCCUGACGUCCCCCUUCCGUCGCCGGGCAACGAGCCCCCAGCCCUGGCCCCCCCGCCCCCCGCUCUCGCCCCCCUGGGCAAGGAGAAGAAGAACGGAGCCAAGAAGAAGUGUCUCUACAAUUUCCAAGAUGCCUUCCUGGAGGCCAAGCAAGUGGUGAUGGCCACCUCGGCGGCCACCUCCUCUGUCUCCUGCACCGCCACCACUGUCCAGUCAAGUAAUAAUUUCCUCGAAGUUGCAUCUAAGAGACACACCUCCCUAGGUGAAGUCUUUCACAACAUAGGUAAAGAGGACCACCGACACCCCAACAGCCCUCUCGCCGCACGGAACAGCCCCACGGGACUGCCCCCCCUCCACGGCGCUUCCCUCGCCAACGCCCCCGCCACACACCUGCCCAGCAUGGGCUCGCAGCCCUUCCCAAAGACUGUCGCCCCCACGCCCGGCUUCAUGGACGCCCACCCGGGCCUGUGUCUGUCCGCCGCUGAGCCCCCCUCGAUCCCCGGAGACGGCUCCGUCAGCGCGCCCCCAAGCAUCUGCAGUGACCCAGACUGCGAGGGGCAUCGCUGCGAGGGCAACAGCGGGUACGAUCACCCUCCCUACGACGGCUCCGAGAGCCAGGACGAGGACAGCUGCUCCGAGCACAGCUCCUCCACCUCCACCUCCACCAAUCAGAAGGAAGGAAAGUACUGUGACUGCUGCUACUGUGAAUUCUUCGGCCACGGAGGGCCCCCUGCGGCCCCCACCAGUAGGAACUAUGCAGAGAUGCGGGAGAAGCUGCGGCUGCGGCUGACCAAGCGCAAGGAGGAGCAGCAGCCCAAGAAGGAGGAGCUGGUGCUGGAGCGCGACCCGGCCGUGGCCGACCACCGCAAAGUGGAGGACCUGCUGCAGUUCAUCAACAGCGCCGACAACAAGCCGGCCAGCAGCUCCAAGGCGGCCAAGCGCGCACGGCACAAGCAGAAAAAGAUGGAGGAGAAGGCGCGUCUGGAGGCGGAGGCUCGGGAGCGCGAGGAGCAGCUGCUCCUGCAGGAGCAGCAGCGGCGUGAGGAGGAGGAGGCCCUGAAGCAGGAGCUGCUGCGCCUCCAGGAGCUUCAGCUCCAGCGGCAGCAACAGCAGCAGCAGCGCGCCAACAAGAAGAAGAAGAAGGAGAAGAAGGCUGCCGAGGCCGCCGCUGCUGCUGCCGCCGCCACGCAUCCUGCCCCUCUGCUGCCCCCGCUCCACAACAACCCUCAGCCCCUCAAGCAGACGGCCCAGAGCGUGCUGGAGAAGAACAUGAAGAACGGCAAGACGGCACUGCUGCGCGGCCUCAUCGGUCUGACCCACAAGGACCUCCAGCCCGAGCGGCUGCCCGCCGUUGCCCCCGCCCCCACCCCCGCCCCUGCCCCUACCCGUACCCCCGCCCCUACCCGUACCCCCGCCCCUGCCCCCAACGGCCAGCCGCCCGCCCUGCACAGCCCGGCUGAGAGUGAGAAGGACAAGCCCACCAAGCACCUUCACAACGGCGUGGCCGCCGCCACGGUCAUCACCGCCACCUCGACGGCGGCGACAACAACGGCGAUGACCGCGACGACGACGACAACGGCGGUCAACACCUGCACUCUCCAACCGGAACCCCUCAGCAGCAGCAAGGCCAGGGCCAAGUCGCAGCCCGCCAACGGCCGAUGCCACGGCGAGACCACCAAGAGGUCGGCCGACGCCAUGAAAACCUCCGAGGUGGUCUCCAAGGCGGACGAGGGCGCGUUCACGCACGCGGACCCCAAGACGAAGUCCCGGGCCGGCGAGGAGCCAGCCACCGCCGCCGCCGAGGCCCGCAGGGAGGAAAGGAGCAACGGAACGUCGGGGAAGAAGCAGCUGAACGGCGGAAAGGAGGACAGGACCUCGCCUGUGUCCGUACAACACUCGGAGCCGCCCACGCAGAAUGGCCGAGCGCCGGCCAACGAGUCCCCUCAACCCAAGGGCAAGAACAAGAAGAACAAGAAGAAAAAGUCAGACAAGAUGACCAACUCUAUAGAUGACGUGUUUCUGCCCAAAGAUAUCGAUCUUGACAGUGUUGAAAUGGAUGAGACUGAACGGGAAGUGGAAUAUUUCAAAAGGUUCUGCUUGGACUCUGCUCGACAGACUAGGCAACGGCUAUCCAUCAACUGGUCCAACUUUAGCUUGAAAAAGGCCACCUUCGCCGCACACUGACCGGAGUGUGGGGGCAACACUUGAAGAGACUCUGGCAGGAACUCAAUCAGCUCCCCCAACCCCCUCCUCCACCACGCUCCAGGCCGACUGCUGACCCCACUGCUGCUAUGCUCCGACCGACCGCCCCUCUGAACUACAUAUCCCACGCUGCCUUGCCUUGUCCUUGUUGCUGUGUGGUUCCUACUAAGAACCCGUAUGGGCUGAUGUUCUCGCAGUACUUUGGGGAGGGGAAAAGACAAUUGAUGACAAAAAAAAUCGACUUCUCUCAACUUGAUUUUUUUUCUUUUCCCUCCUUCCAUUUUUUUUUUUCUUGCUUGUGUGCUUUUGGUCUGUGAGUGGGGCAUUUCACAUUGACUGAAGCCAUGUUAUAUGUUUUCUUUUGGCUUUACCAAGUUGUCCAAAAUGCUUAAUAUAUGUUUGGAAUAAGGCCUCCUUAAAAAAAAAGACAGAAAACAAACUACACAACAAAUACAUAUGAUUAAAAACGCCUUUUGUUCACUAUGGCUGUGGCUUCUAUCACACUUGCACCCAGAACCGCAGUUCAAGAAUACAGCAGACACGGGCUCGGACCCAUCCAGGUUCCUUACUUCCCGUCAGCCUGUUUCACUAUGUACAAGAAAGGCUAAUACUUGAUAAAGUUCUCAUCGGUUCUCAGUUCCACUUGAAAGCCGUUACGGAACGUGUCCAAGUUUAAAGCUUUUAUUUUUGUUUUUUUUUGUUUUGUUUUGUUUUUUUUGCUUUAUCUUUUUUUUUUUUGACUUGUAGCCAGCUUGUAUCGAAAUACUUUCAGAAUCAAAUUGAUGAAAAAAAAAACAAUACUCACACUAUCAAUCUGUUAUAGAGUGUCUAUUGUAUUAACACUGAGGCCGAACUGCCUACUUUUUAACAUAUUGUUAAGUAAUAUUAAAAUCUUGUCUUUCUUUUUUGAAAGAUGGAAUCCAGUAGAA